Molecule: messenger RNA, 3937 nt
Organism: Quercus robur (English oak)
Lineage: Eukaryota; Viridiplantae; Streptophyta; Magnoliopsida; Fagales; Fagaceae
Product: kinesin-like protein KIN-7G
Exons: 14
Coding region: 697-3615 (972 amino acids)
Biological process (GO): microtubule-based movement
Molecular function (GO): microtubule motor activity; microtubule binding; ATP binding
Source: RefSeq, a predicted model, not a curated record
GUUUUAAAAAUUAGUUUGUUGUAUUUAAAAAGCAAGUUAAGCAACCGGCGUUUGAGUUUCAGAUUGGGGCCUCAACCAGCUCCGAAUCUCCAACAUUCUUCAACCAAACGCGGCCUAGUUGGUAUUUCAGUUGAGUCCCGAAAAUUUUUGUGUUUGGGUACACAGUUGAAAAUAUUCAGGAAAUUCGACAGAAUUCGUCAAAUUGUGAACUACUUGUGUAAUUCUGGGCAAGUUAUAGUGGGAUUUUGUUGCACAACGGGGCCAAAUUUGGAAAAGAAAAGAAAAGAAACCGACACAGCCAAAAACAAUAAAACUUUGGUCAGAAAAUCAAAUCCAAGACGCGCAUUUUGGAGCUUCUUUUUUUUCCUUCUUCUCUGCACUUUACUGCACUGAACUGCAAACGGAGCUAAUAAAGAAUCUUCCAUAGAUCGUAAACAUUCCUUGAAAAUGACUGUGAAAUCUGAACCCCAAGUUUGUUGAUGCAGAAGAUGAUGGUGGAUGAAAAAAAGUUUGUGUGGCCCUAAAUGUUCUGAUAAGUCCAACUUGCUUUAUUGUAGUAGGAACCGUUAUGCAUUGAUGGAACAGACUUAGAAAAGUAGUGGGGAGGUGAAGAAAGGAGACAGUGAUGGGUGGUGUUUAUUGGAAUUAUUUUACUUCUUUAUGGUCUCAAUUUUGAAACUUUCUUGGAGGUGAGACAUGGGAGCAGCUGGUGGAGAGGAGAUAAUGCAAGGGCCGAGUGGCCGUGGCGAGAAAAUAAAUGUUUCAGUUCGGCUGAGGCCGUUGAACGAGAAGGAGAUUGCGAGGAAUGAUGUGUCGGAGUGGGAAUGCAUCAAUGACAGCACUAUCAUAUACAGGAGUAACCUUUCAGUUUCUGAGCGGUCCAUGUACCCAACUGCAUAUACAUUUGACAGAGUAUUUAGGAGUGACUGCUCUACAAGGCAGGUAUAUGAAGAAGCAGCCAAGGAAGUUGCACUUGUAGUUGUCAGUGGUAUAAAUGCAAGUAUUUUUGCAUAUGGACAAACAAGCAGUGGAAAGACGUAUACUAUGAGUGGAAUUACUGAGUACACUGUAGCAGAUAUAUAUGACUACAUAGAGAAGCACAAGGAAAGAGAAUUUCUUCUGAAGUUCUCUGCUAUGGAGAUUUACAAUGAAUCUGUCAGGGACCUCCUAAGUGCAGAUAGUACCAAUUUGAGGCUUCUUGAUGAUCCAGAGAGAGGGACUAUUGUUGAGAGACUCACAGAGGAAACAAUCAGGGACUGGAACCAUUUUAAAGAACUUCUAUCUGUCUGUGAAGCUCAAAGACAAAUUGGGGAGACAUCCCUGAAUGAAGCAAGCUCCAGAUCUCAUCAGAUUCUCAGACUGACAAUUGAAAGUUCAGCACGUGAGUUUCUUGGCAACGACAAGUCAAGCUCCCUUACUGCUACCGUGAAUUUUGUUGACCUUGCGGGAAGUGAGCGUGCAUCUCAGUCAUUGGCAGCUGGUGCAAGGUUGAAAGAAGGUUGCCACAUAAAUCGCAGUUUGUUAACUCUGGGAACUGUUAUUCGUAAGCUCAGCAAGGGAAGAAAUGGACACAUUCCAUUUAGAGAUUCGAAGCUAACCCGCAUACUGCAAUCCUCUUUAGGAGGCAAUGCUAAAACUGCCAUCAUCUGUACCAUGAGCCCUGCACGUAGUCAUGUUGAGCAAACAAGAAACACUCUCUUGUUUGCAAGUUGUGCUAAAGAAGUGUCAACUAACGCACAGGUCAAUGUAGUCAUGUCUGAUAAAGCACUGGUAAAGCAUUUGCAAAGAGAAUUGUCUAGACUGGAAAGUGAAUUGAGAAGUUCAGGAACAACUUCUGUCACAUCUGAUUCUUCUUCAUUACUGAGAGAAAAGGAUCUUCUGGUUGAAAAGCUGAAGAAAGAGGUCAAAGAGCUGACUUUGCAACUAGACCUUGCUCAGGCUCAGGUUAAGGAUCUGCUACAACUGGUUGGUGAUGAUAGACCUGCAGUAGUACCGGCAGAUCCAAAUCAUCUUUACCCCAAAUUGCGAGUGCGAACUUCAUGGGACUAUGAAAAUCAAAUAUCUGAGACGGCCAUUUUGGCAGAUCUUAAUAGCUUAGAUGACGGCCAUUCAGAUGGACACAGUCGGAGUAGUUCUGAUGAUACCUUGUUUCAAAUUCCUCAAUUCCAAGAGAAGCUCUUGCAAUCCAUUUCCACCCCACCCUCUUCAGUUAAUAUUCCUAAUUUUGUUGGAACUCAUCAGUAUCAAGAGGAAACAGAAGAACAGACUGAUGAAAAAUCAGAGGACCUUUGUAAGGAAGUUCGAUGCGUUGAGAUGGAAGAACCAAGCACAAACCUAUAUGAAGAUUCAAGCCCAGACAGAUAUGUAAAGUCAAAUAUAUUAGAUUCAAUCCCAAACAGAUAUGUAAACUCAAAUACGUUGUCUCCCACAGAAAACACAGCUACCUCAGGAGUGACGGUGGUCGAUAAUGGAGGUAGCCCAAAUCAAGAAUUGGGGUCGCCCGUAUUGAAAGAAGAUAAAGGGUUGAAUAGCUUUCUUCCAGAUUUUGGUGUUCCAUCCCCUGAAAAGCCAUCUCCAUGGCUGAUGGAAAAAGAUGCGCCUAGCUCUAGAUGCUUGAGAUUAACUCGGAGUAGAAGUUGUAAAGCGAGUCUUAUGACUAGUUCUUCACCUUGGUUUGGAGAGUUAGAAAAGCACGAGAACACACCACCAAUUUGGUUUGAGAGAGCCUUCACUGGAAGACCUGAGGGUCUUCAGAUGAAACUUGCUACCUUGAAGUAUGAUGCCAUCAUUGACAAGUUAUCCAGAAGUAAUUCUCAUACUUCAGGGGAGAGAGAUACUGUUGAUGAGCCUGAAGUGCAGGAUGCCAAAAGUUCAUCUGAUCAGAAUAGUAUCAGCAGAAGUACUUCAAUUACAGGAAUGAGUGGAAUGGCCGACUGUCAGUGUGAGACUCAACAUUCUGAUCAUGCGGUACUGGAGAUGGAACCAAAGCCCCCAGCUUGCAUAAAGAAUGUAAAAGAUGUUGGCUUGGACCCUAUGCAAGAUGAUACAGGUAGUCCUUCAAGAUGGUUUUCAGAAUUCAGGAGGCUCCAAAAGGAGAUUAUUGAACUCUGGAAUGCUUGCAACAUCUCAUUGGUUCACAGGACCUACUUCUUCCUGCUGCUAUUUAAAGGUGAUCCAGCAGAUUCUAUUUACAUGGAAGUAGAGCUUAGGAGGCUCUCCUUCCUUAAGGACAUCUUUUUGAGAGGUUCUCAAACUGUGGAAGAUGGUCGGACUCUAACACCCAGAUCAAGCUUGAAGGCUCUACGACAUGAGAGGCAGAUGCUGUGCAAGCAAAUGAAGAAGAGGCUGACUAAACAAGAUAGACAUAACCUCUACCUUAGAUGGGGUAUUGGGUUGAAUACAAAGCAUAGGAGGUUGCAGUUGGUACACCGACUUUGGACAGACACAAAAGACAUGGACCACGUUGCAGAGAGUGCCUGUGUUGUUGCAAAGCUGGUUGGUUCUGUUGAGCCAGAGAUGGCGUUCAAGGAAAUGUUUGGGCUCAACUUUACACCCCGACCCUCAAGCUGUCAUAAACAUCGUCGUUGGAAACCUAAUGUGAAAUCUAUCCUGUAAGCUUGUUUCUGGAUCACCAUAUGGAAAUUCGGGUGGAUGUGAUUCCUACCGCUCCAUCUUAUAUAGUUUUUUUUUUUUGAUCACCGCUCCAUUUUAUAUAGUUGAUUAUCAGUUUACAGAAAAUUUCCACGUUAUAUAAAUCUGAUUCUGAUUGCAAUUGAAUGUAAAAAAGCUUGUAAGUUGUGCAGGUUAAUAGUACGUGUAACUGUAAUCCCAUGCUUUCCUCCUUUCCUGUAAAUCAGCCUUCUCUGAUGACCAAUAAUCAAGGUGGAAACAUGAUGUCUAUAUACGGUUUCUUACCAAUAAUAUUGAAGUUUCUUGA